UGUGGGCUGCUCUUGUCAACUCUGGUUUUCCCCCAGGGCCCUCGUCUGAGCUUGGGGGGCAUGGAGACUUGGCAUUCCCUCCGGCACAGAGAGGGGAGAGUGCCCUGCUCAUCAGCUUCACUUCGGCACAGCAAGUGGGCUGCAUAUGGACCCGGCUCAGUUGUGUGGGGGAGCAGAGCUGGCCAUCUGCUGUGCGGCUCCCUGCGUUCGCCACUGAUCACCAUUGGUGAGUGGCAACGCCCAAUUCUUUGAGAGGUUUCCUGGCGUCCCUUAACUCCCAACACCCUGCCAUACUCAGCCUGCUAAACCUGAAGGUGGAGCUGAAACACCGCUUUCUAAACUGGAGCGCACAGCUAGGGGAUUCAGUCUUGACAGAAGGAUCCUGGAAUCAGACAGGACUGCUCGCACAAGGUUUUGAAACUUGGCAAGAUUUGCUUUAGGCAAGAUGUGCUGCGGCUAAACUUUUGAUGGUGCCCUGCCUAUGGAAUAAAAAGAAUAAUUCAUGAAUAUGCCUGAACGGUGAAAUUAAGUGGUGCAUGGGCUGGCCUGCUGCAGAGGGGCGAAUUUCACCUUUAAAGAGUAUAAAGCUGGUAACAUGCUGCUUUUCUGUGUUGACUCCAAACCAAAUCUUUCUGUGAUACCGGGCUUUGAAUAGCAUGAUCUGAUUCUCCCUUGGGCUUUCUCCGGAAGAUUGUCUUACAAUUAAACCGUGCUAUUCAGUCCCAUCUCCAUGCAAUUAGGAAAGAAAGCUGGCCCACGCUGCCCAUGAAUCAUAUGUCAUGUGCAUCAGUUUGAUGGAUAUCAUAAAAACGCCUCAGUCAGAUUUGACCUUCUCCUGUGGGGUGGGGACGCUGACAUUGGCGCCUCCCCGGAAACGAGCUAGGCGGUGAUCUUGUUUUCCUGCAGAUCAGAAGGGGAAUGGGAAGCCUCAGUCUUUGCAUUGGAAAGGGAGCUCAUUAGCACGGCGGCCGCAGCGCCGCCCCAGCCCUGGCCCGGAGAGCUCCAGCCAGCGGGGUUAGCCAGUGCGGUGGAGCCAGGUGGUGCACGCAUGCUCCUCCAUCUGCAAUCCCCCCUCCUCCCGCCUCGUCUCCUCCCACUCCUGUCCCGAGCCAUCAAGAGGGACCAGCUCAUCCAUUUCUGCCAGGGAAGGGAACAAGGGGCUGAACAAUACGGCACCACGCCCUAGCCCUCAAUCCAGCCGGCGGCUUCUAGCCGCGGCAGCUCCUGGGCCUUCAGCACCACGAGGCUCGGACAGCUCCCUGUGCCUCCGCCGCAGGCUGGUGCGGGGCUCGGCGCUGCGGGCUGGGGCUCAGGUUACACACAAAGCCGGCUUGUGCAAAGCAGGGCGCCUCCUCAUUCCUCAGUCCAGCGAGCCCGCCUCCCUGCGAGCUCUGCAGCCAGCCUCGCCUCUAGCAGCUACCCCGAAGGCCACAAGGAUGGUUUUCAACUGGGCGACGCUGGUUCAGGUCCUGGCGCUGAUCGUGAGCCAGGUUCACGGCUUCCCUAAGCCCGAGAGCAGCAGAGAUAAAGGUAUAUACAACAGAGAAUUAAGUGAAGAGAGACCAUUGGAGGAACAGAUUGCUGAAGCUGGGGCAGGCAAGAUCAGGAAAACACUCCCUACAGAAAAUAAGCCAGAGUUCAGAAAUUAUUCCUUUACUGAUGACUUGAACCUGCUAAAGUCAGUAACAGGAAAAGAGAGGAAUGAAAAGGAGAGGGAAUCAAUCCUACAUGAUCAUCAACAACCGGCCCCUGAUGAUGCAGACUCCACCAAGAACCGCAGGCUGGUAGAUGACUAUGACUCCACUAAAAGUGGACUGGAUUAUAAAUUUCAAGAUGAUCCAGAUGGUCUUCAUCAGUUAGAUGGCACUCCCUUAACUGCUGAAGACAUUGUCCAGAAGAUUGCCACGAGAAUUUAUGAGGAAAAUGAUAGAGGAGUAUUUGACAAAAUUGUCUCAAAGCUUCUAAAUCUGGGUCUAAUCACAGAGAGCCAGGCCUAUACAUUAGAGGAUGAAGUGGCUGAGGUUUUACAGCAGUUAAUUGCUAAUGAAGCAAAAGAUCGUGAGAAGGAGUCAGAAGAUCUUGAUUACCCUCCAAGCAGAACAGACAGUGAUACAGAAGAAAAGCAGGAGGAAAAAAUGUUUGUGGAGACACCAAACAUUGCUGAUCAAAUUGGUGUUAUGAAUGGAGAAAUUGAUGAUACUUUGGAUAAUACCUGGCCCUCCUCCAGUGUCUUGGAAAGAAGAAACGAGCUGCCUUCUGAGGAUAAUUUUGAGGACCUCCAGUAUUUCCCAAACUUUUAUGGACUACUAAAAAGUCUUAACUCAGAGGAGGCAAAAGAAAAAGAAACCCUGAUAACUAUCAUGAAGACACUGAUUGAUUUUGUGAAGAUGAUGGUUAAAUAUGGAACAAUCACACCAGAAGAAGGUGUUUCGUAUCUGGAAAACUUGGAUGCAAUGAUAGCUCUGCAGACAAAGAGUAAACUUGAAAGCCCCCUGACCAGCACCAAAAACAAGCUACUAGCAGAUAAGAGCAAUGAAGAGGCAGACAGUACAAAGGAAGAAGCAGCUAAAAUGGAAAAACAAUAUGAAACAUUGAAGGAUUCCACAAAAGUGGAAGAACAAAAUACAGCAGGAAACAAUGAAGAACCAAAAGGGAAAGCUGAGGCGUAUUUGGAAGCCAUCAGGAAGAAUAUAGAAUGGCUGAAGAAGCACAACAAGCAGGGAAAUAAAGAAGAUUAUGAUCUUUCAAAGCUGAGGGAUUUCAUUGAUCAGCAAGCUGAUGCUUACGUGGACAAGGGCAUCCUUGACAAAGAAGAGGCGGAUGUGAUCAAGCGCAUAUACGGCAGCCUGUAAAAACACAGGAAGGAUGGUGAAGUCACUUGACUGCCCAAUAUGUAGGAAACUAUAGUAUAGCUUCACCCACUCCUAGCUCAGUGACCUCAGAUCUGUUACUUUGAGGAUAUCAUUAGAAAGUGCUCUGUUUGCGUUGUACUGAAUCUUUUCUAGGCAAAAGUGAAGAGCUCUAUUGCUAUGUACACAGACUGCAUACUGUAUUUUCCUAUACACAGAUAUCAACCCCAAAGGCUGAAUUAUGACAUCAAAUUUAUACUUAACAGGGUAAACAACAAAAAGUUCUCUUUGACAUACUGUCUGCAUUUGGUGUGCUCUGGUCGAAAGCCGUGUGUUUUUGGAGGAAAGUUAUUUUGACACUGCAUCCUUCUGCUCUCACUCCAUUAGCUUUUCAAAGAUGCUAUUGUAUGUAUUUGUAAAGGGCAUUAUUAGAACAUGAAUGAUAGUUACUAGUUCUACAAAUAAAUAUUUGAAAAUAAUUUCCAUAUUAAAAUUGUCAUUAGUCUCAUUAUUAUUUUAUGUCUAGAAUGUCUUAUUUUUAAAUCAUUGGUGUAUCAUCGUUUUUCCUGUCAGUGUUUGUGUUUGCACAUUCACUAUUACAGCUCCUUGAGUACGUGUGCCAUUAACUAACUAAUGUAUCUCUGACACUGCAACUGCCUUUAAUACAGGUGGUACAGGAAAGAGCUGAAGUUUCCCCUGCCAACCAUGGUAGAGACAUUGUCAUUAACACCCUUAGCAGUUCUUUAGUGUAUCCUUUGAUAACUGUCAGUUCUUUGUGCAUGUAUAAACAACUGCAUUCUUGAUGUGAGUAGCCUGGUAACAGUGUAAAUAGCGUUGAAUUGCUAAGUAAAAAAUGUAAAGAUAAUGAAAUCAUUUUGAGGGGGGCUUGCAAUUAGAGAUGUGCUUAGGAACAUGUGGCCUGAUUUUCAGACAGACUUUAAUGGGAGUGGAAGGAGUGCAGCAUUUCUGAAAAUCAGGCCAAUGGUCCAUUUAUUGACCUCUGAACUGUACUGGAUGAUAUUAUUUCCUUUAGCAUUAUGGGAAAACUCUCUCUCUCUCUCUCUCUGUUGUAUGUAAAAGCGAAGGCAAAGCAAUGAGUUUUGAAGUUAGUUCUGGAAGUUGUCAGCCUUAACUUUUGUGGGAUUGAGUGAGUUCUCUAGUCUAGCUCCUGGGAAAGUUCUGUCUCCUGCACUCAUUGGCUUCCUUUUGGAUGAUUGAGAUUAACUCCCAUUUGACAUUAGUUUUAAAUCUGGGAUGUUCACUUGACUGCCAUGAAGACUAUAGGUAAAUACUUGUCUGGCUGUGUAGGGACUGUGGAUGUACAAUAUGCCCUUGAUCACCCCAAGGUCUGUGUUAGCGUCACAUAGGGAGACUACCUACUUCCUUAUUUUCUCAGCACUCUUGAGAAUAAGAAGGGAAAAGAUCUGAACUACAUUUUUCCUGACGGCCAGAAUGAACUCUGGCCAAUAGCCAGCAUAGUGCAAACACCUACCAACGUUACCAGUAGCAAACUUCAAUCGAACGUAAUAGCAAUGAGCCAUAAUAAUAUGUACGUUAGAAGGCUGUUGGUGCAUGGAUUGAUUAGUGCCUUCAAGCAUCCAAGAAGUGUACCAUAACCUGCUUAUAUGCACCCUGGUUAGUGCAUUAUCGGUAUGGGUUAUUGCAUUAUAGCUUUGCUCAUUAAUAAUAUUUUUUUUAAGAAAUCAAAAAGAAUAUUGAAUAAUGUGAUCCGUGUACUCCUCUGCUAUGAAAAACAGUACCUAGUAGCAGUAUAAGAGAAAAUUAUGGGGAAAAGGUUCCCUUGCUAUUUCAAAUGAAUGUGUGGCGGGGUGUUCCUAGCCCUUCUUAUCUCUUUUACAUUUUCCUUUUGUUCGCCCACUCCCCAUUUUAAGGUUCCCUAGACUAUUUAGACUCCUUUUUCCUCCUCAUGCCCCUCAAAAGAUCAGUUACCCUUUGAUAGCAGUUCGUGGCCCACCCGCCAC
This is a messenger RNA of Chelonia mydas (Green sea turtle), 4831 nucleotides long. RefSeq names its product secretogranin III (gene SCG3). The transcript has 13 exons. The record is from RefSeq and is a predicted model, not a curated record. Lineage: Eukaryota; Metazoa; Chordata; Testudines; Cheloniidae. Gene Ontology annotation, cellular component: secretory granule membrane. Gene Ontology annotation, biological process: protein localization to secretory granule. The coding region runs from base 1437 to 2852 and encodes 471 amino acids.